AUGGUCAUUGAUCAGAUGAACCCGGUUCUAUACAAAGCACUGGUGGAAGGCAAUGUUGAAGAUUACAAAGCAGUGAUGCCGGAAGAAGCUCGCCGGCGUCAAGUUACGCCAAAGGGCAAUACUGUACUGCACGUUGCAGCGAUCCAUGGUCACAAAGAUUUGGUGGAAGAGAUCCUAAAAGAAGUAGAGGAUGAUUAUGAUGCAGCCAUGUCGGCCCUGUUGUUUGCGAAGAACAGGAGAAAUGAAAGUGUGCUACACUGUGCAGCAGAGAAGGGCUAUGACGGCGUAGUCUCUGUCAUCUUCAGCGCUAUUAAUAAGAAGCCUAGAGGAGAUGUGGAAUCUGGAGCAGUUGGUCGAGUGAGGGAGAUGAUAGAGAUGAUGGAUGAUGUGAAAGACACGGCUUUGCACAAGGCCGUGCGAAUGGGGUAUUUGAAGGUGGUAAAGUUAUUGAUUGAAGAGGAUCCUGAAUUUGAGUACACUGCCAACGACGCUGGGGAAACGCCCAUUUACAUAGCAGCAGAGUCGCAAUUUAGCGAUUGUUUGGAAGAAAUGCUCAACACAUGUAGAAAACCUACUUAUGGUGGGCCAUUUCGGCGAAAUGCCCUUCACGGAGCAAUAUUAUCAAGUAUAUCUGAUGGUGCACUAUCAGAAACGGAAAAGUCUCAGCUAAGUUUUGGCUCUAUACACAUGGAUACAACAGCUAUUUAUGACGGCGCAAUAACACCGGUGGGAGGAUCAAUUCGGGCUAUGCUGAAUGUUCUCAAGUCUUCUAUCGAACGCUUACAUGGAAACGACGGUAAAACUUUGUAUAACGUCGAAUAG
Ipomoea nil (Japanese morning glory) is the source of this 822-nucleotide messenger RNA. RefSeq names its product ankyrin repeat and death domain-containing protein 1B-like. The record is from RefSeq and is a predicted model, not a curated record. Gene Ontology annotation, molecular function: protein binding. NCBI's taxonomy places the organism in Eukaryota, Viridiplantae, Streptophyta, Magnoliopsida, Solanales, Convolvulaceae. The coding region runs from base 1 to 822 and encodes 273 amino acids. The transcript has 3 exons.